Pygocentrus nattereri (red-bellied piranha) is the source of this 1762-nucleotide messenger RNA. RefSeq names its product N-acetyllactosaminide beta-1,3-N-acetylglucosaminyltransferase 3-like. Gene Ontology annotation, molecular function: hexosyltransferase activity. NCBI's taxonomy places the organism in Eukaryota, Metazoa, Chordata, Actinopteri, Characiformes, Serrasalmidae. Bases 136 to 1314 code for a protein of 392 amino acids. Gene Ontology annotation, cellular component: membrane. The record is from RefSeq and is a predicted model, not a curated record. The transcript has 3 exons.
GUGUGUGUGUGUGGGUGUGAAAGUGAACACAUUGUUCUCACGCACACAUGAAUGUGUGAUGACAGGACAUUCCUCUGAAGAUCAUUCUCCUGUGCAGUUCAGCAGGUUUGGGGCAAAAGGAGAAAUCAGCUGUUCAUGAAGAUGUUGCAGUCUAUCUCCAAAAUCCAGAUGAGGAGGUGGAAGCUGAAGGCGAAAGCUUUAAUUAUUACUGGCACUUUGUGCUUGAUCCUACUGGUGAGAACAUAUGUCCAGAACAUGAAUCAAGAGGAGAUUGCACUAUCAGAAUAUGAAUGGAAUCUGGAAAGCGAAGCUGGGACGCCUCAAGUUUUUCCAAGUUUACCUCCCAAAUGUGAACAGAACUCAUCUGCUUCCAAUAUCAGUGGAUUUUCCUCCUUGCCCCAACACAUCCAAGACUUCCUGUAUUACCGCCAUUGUCGGCAUUUCCCAAUGUUGCUCAAUGUUCCUGACAAGUGUGGGGGUCCCGAGAAGUCUUCAGACGUGUUUCUUUUGUUGGUCAUCAAGAGUUCUCCACCUAAUUACGACAGACGGGAGGUGUUGAGGAAAACAUGGGCUGCUGAGAGGCUGCAGAAUGGCGUCUGGAUUCGUACCGUGUUUAUAUCCGGGACUGCUGGACAGAGCUUUGAGAAGCAGAGGCUGAACAAACUCCUGGAAGCAGAGAACCUUGAACACAAGGACAUUCUGCAGUGGGACUUUCAUGAUUCCUUCUUCAACCUCACACUCAAGCAGAUCCUUUUCUUGGAAUGGAUGGAGAAAUUUUGCCCCAACGCCCACUUCCUGCUCAACGGGGAUGAUGACAUUUUCGCCAACACAGAUAACAUGGUGGUGUAUCUCCAAGGGUUGGGUGAUGAUGGUGCCAACAAACACUUAUUUGUUGGCCACCUAAUCCAGUAUGUUGGCCCAAUCAGGAAUGUGGCCAGCAAAUAUUAUGUCCCGGUCCAAGUUCAGGAAUCUGAUAGGUAUCCUCCCUAUUGUGGUGGAGGAGGCUUCCUGCUUUCACGUUUUACUGCCAAGACAAUCUACAAUAUGUCUCACUCCAUCAUUAUUCUGCCAAUAGAUGAUGUUUACAUGGGAAUGUGUCUGGAGAAAGCUGGGCUGAAACCUUCUUCCCACAUGGGCGUUCGGACAGCCGGCCUACACAUUCCCUCGAAAGCGCUGGACCCUUAUGACCCUUGCUAUUACCGUGAAAUGAUCCUAGUUCACAGAUUCCUGCCUCAUCAAAUUUACAUCAUGUGGUACGAAGUCCACCAGCAAGAUCUCAAAUGUGGAAAAACCCUUACUGCUCAUGAAUCAUGACUCUUGAAAGCUUCUGCAUGAAUGUAUUUAACACACUUUUAUCCACAGCAAUUUGCAUGAUGGGAUUGCUUUGCAUGUGUACAUACCUGGGCAGCAUGACACAGACAUAACAUGCUUUAUAUACACCUGUCCUCAGACUGGCUGGUUACUGUGCAAAAAAUAUUGAUAUAAUAGCUAUUUCAGAACUUUCCCUGAACAAUCUUUCUUUUUUUAAAUAAAGGCUACAAAAACAAACACUGGUAAAUAUAUAAAUCUCCUGUAGCUACCUCUUCUGCUUCUGCGGGCAUCACCAUGCCAAUUGCAUCUCUCUCUUCUCCUGCUCCAGAAAGCUCCUCUACUUUGUGCAAUCUUGGCUUUGAUAUUAGUCGCUAUAUCGCCUUAGUACCUGUAUUCAGGGAAAAUGAAUUAGAUGCAUUCCCUGUUUUUGAGUGCAUUGCUAUUAUGUUGA